AUGCCGUCAAAAAAGGCCAAACAGGAUCCUAAGAAGAAACCUGUAAGGAAAUGGGAACAGUUUGCGGGCAAGGAUACUACUAUGCCUGAUGUGCCGGCGUGGGAUAUGACCUGUGUGCUCAACAUUUUUGGUUCAGCAAGUACAAAGGCCCACAAACUCUCUGUGUAUGAUCACUUCAACCUUGUUCAGCAACAGUGGUACAACUUUCAAAAGAUCGAGCGUGCAGACAAGACCACACCUAACGGUGUCGACAUCACCCGAUUCAUCAUGGUCUCAAACAUCAAAGACAAACCCACCAUUUCUGCCAACACCGUCUGUCGAGAAAUUGGCCACAUCAAGAUGAUAGCAAGGGAUAAUGGGAAGGGGGACCUUUCCUCAAUCCCGUCAAAGAGGCCAACAUCAAAACCUACAUCCAAAGAGCCAUCAAGAAUGACUGGGCCACCAUCGCUUUCUCAAAUUGGGUGUUCCAACUGGGAUGUUCCAGUAUCUCGUAUCCUCACUGUUGUCUUGGCAGUCGCCACCGGUUGUUGCACCGGUGCGCUUGGGAUCACGGAUGAGGCCCCCUCCACUGCGUCUUUCCGCUACGAGGAUUUUGAAAUUGUGGUGCAAGCGCCCAAUAACCCUGACACCAAAACGACAUUGGAGGACAUCCAAGCCUGUCGUAUUCACAUCCAAUACGACAAGGGUCACAAAGUCACCCCACACGGGGUGGCGCAAGAUGUAUUCGAAUUGGCUGGUUGUGGUGAUUAUAGCAAUAACCGUGACUGGGUGGCACAAAAGCUUGCUCAUUCAGCUCACGCUGUCAAAAAUGGAACGGCCGAUUGCUAUACAGGUUGCAGUAAGACUGACGACCUUGCCGCCAGACAACUCUUUGCCAAUCUUGAACCGUUCAAUCUGGAUCUUUUCAGUAAAGGAGGUCUGGGCCCUGGAGCCUAUACAGACAAUCCGUAUGGAAGUGAUGUAAAAAAAAUUGUUGCAGCCUCUGAAUCAAUCUCGUCCGCUUCAAUUUCCAAGGCACCUCAAAAAGGUCAAAAGGGCAGUAAGAAAAGGGCCUUGGUUGAAGAAGACAAAGCCACUGGCGAGGAGGGUGAAGAGGAGAUGGAUCAUCGUCACAUGAUGGCAUUCAACCGGAAAUGCAAAGCAGCUCGUGAAAACGGAAGCAGUCCGCCUCUGUGGGUAGAACCGCCCCCAUCAGAGAAAACUUUAGAAUGGCUGCCUCGUGGAGGAUCCCAAAAUCUGCCAUCACCUCAUCAUUUCAAACGUAAGGUCACACCAGGCUGUUUGUAUUGGACCGAGAGGGGUGAGAGCCUAACCUCCCACGCAGCAAUAUGCACCAAAGAAUUAGUGGCGGAAAAGUUAAAACCUGGACCAUUUGAAUGCGACUACAAGGACUGCAAAAAAAACGUUUAUGAAAGCGAGGGCCCUGAGGAUUCACCAUUGGGAUUCGCAUGA
Melampsora larici-populina 98AG31 is the source of this 1452-nucleotide messenger RNA. RefSeq lists its product as uncharacterized. The record is from RefSeq and is a predicted model, not a curated record. The transcript is spliced from 6 exons. NCBI's taxonomy places the organism in Eukaryota, Fungi, Basidiomycota, Pucciniomycetes, Pucciniales, Melampsoraceae. The coding region runs from base 1 to 1452 and encodes 483 amino acids.